Cordyceps fumosorosea ARSEF 2679 is the source of this 756-nucleotide messenger RNA. RefSeq names its product aminoglycoside phosphotransferase. NCBI's taxonomy places the organism in Eukaryota, Fungi, Ascomycota, Sordariomycetes, Hypocreales, Cordycipitaceae. The record is from RefSeq and is a predicted model, not a curated record. The coding region runs from base 1 to 756 and encodes 251 amino acids. The transcript has a single exon.
AUGCAGCUGGAUAACCCUAAAGAUAUCAUCUGGGCGGCUAGCAACUAUGAGCGCCACUUUCAGCUCGGAAAGGACUGGUUCGUCAAGCGGCAGCUCAGCACCAGCGAGCUCCCCGUCGACGUAGACGGGCAGGUCAUCCGCCCGCUAUGGGACACGGAGCGCCUCCGCAACGAGCACGCCGCGACCACCUUCAUCCGGCAGCACACCACCAUCCCCGUGCCGGAGGGCCAGCUGUAUUCCCGCGACGGCCUGCUGCACUUCGCCUCGCGCCGCGUCCGCGACGCCACCCAGCUCGACGCCUGCCCGCCACCCACCCGGACGACCGCCGUCGCCGCCGUCGAGCAGCAGAUGCGCCGGUUCAUCAUCCCGCAGCUGCAGCGGCUGCAGCGUGCACAGGUCGGCAGCGCCGGCCGGCACCUACCGCUGGUCCCGCCGCGGCGCGUCUACCGCCGGGACGACCGCGCGUGGGAGCGGCCGGCGUCGGCGGACGGCGGCGGCGAGGUCUUUGUGUUCUGCCACAACGACCUGGAGCCGAAGAACGUCUGGAUCCACCCAGAGACGUUCAAGAUCGUGGCGGUCACGGGGUGGGAGCAGGCGGGCUUCUUCCCGCACUGCUUUGAGCUCGCGCUGUGGACGGCGCUUGGCUGGGAGGAGAGGCAGGCGAUGCAGAGGAGCGUGCUGGCGCGCGACUUGGCGUUUUUUGGGCUUCGGCCAGGUGACUUGAGGAACUGUGUGCGAAAUCCAUGUUUAAGAUAG